Molecule: messenger RNA, 375 nt
Organism: Neospora caninum
Lineage: Eukaryota; Apicomplexa; Conoidasida; Eucoccidiorida; Sarcocystidae
Product: gamma-aminobutyric acid receptor-associated protein-like 1, related
Exons: 3
Coding region: 1-375 (124 amino acids)
Biological process (GO): cellular response to nitrogen starvation
Source: RefSeq, a predicted model, not a curated record
AUGCCGUCGAUUCGCGACGAAGUGUCCUUUGAGAAGAGGACGGCGGAGGCACACCGCAUUCGGGCCAAGUAUCCGAACCGAAUUCCGGUUAUAUGCGAAAAGGCUCCCCGGUCGGACCUCCCAGUGAUUGACAAAAAGAAGUUUCUGGUGCCGAUGAAUAUGCUCGUAGGAGAAUUCAAGUACAUCAUCCACAAGCACAUCAACCAGUGUGCACAGAACAGCGGGUUGCCACUGACUCACGAGAAGACGAUUUAUCUGUUUGUCGAGAACACUGCUCCGAAGGCGGGUGCACUGAUGCAGGAAGUGUACGAACAGCACGUGUCCGACGACGGUUUCCUCUACGUGGAAUAUUCGUCGGAGAAUACUCUCGGAUGA